This is a messenger RNA of Dioscorea cayenensis subsp. rotundata (Guinea yam), 901 nucleotides long. RefSeq names its product FCS-Like Zinc finger 13-like. Bases 99 to 659 code for a protein of 186 amino acids. The transcript is spliced from 2 exons. The record is from RefSeq and is a predicted model, not a curated record. NCBI's taxonomy places the organism in Eukaryota, Viridiplantae, Streptophyta, Magnoliopsida, Dioscoreales, Dioscoreaceae.
GCUCCGAAGAGGGAUAAAAACCUCAAUUUUGCGUGUUUGGAGCCCGCUAAUCGGAUGGUUCUUCUCUGAAAUUUGGGGUCGAUCGAGGUUGCGAGGAGAUGAUAUCGCCGGAGACGCGGAUGAGAUCGAGGAAGAGCUUCGAGACGGGGGCGGCGGUGGGCCUGGGAAUCGUUGCGGCGAUGAGUGGUGACUCGGCUGGAUCGCAGCGGUCUGAACCGGUCUCGAUCGUGCUCGCCGGGGCGAUGCGUCCGGUGAGGAAAGAGCCGCCGGCGGAGGAGAUGAUGUCGGAGAGCUACACGUGUGUGAUUUCGUACGUGGGAGGGAACGCGGUGAAGAAGCGGGUUUAUUUUGAUGAUGGCAUGGGUUGUAAUUAUGAGCGGAGUUCAGAGAAGCUUUAUAAGCCAUUCCCACCGUCGCCGGAGUUCUUGAGCCGGUGCUAUCUUUGCAGGAAAAGGCUUCAUGGAAAGGAUAUCUUCAUGUAUAGAGGUGAAAUGGGGUUUUGUAGUGAGGAUUGCAGAUGGGAACAGAUGAUGAUGAAUGAUGAACAAAUGGAGAAAUUUGGAGGAUCUGAUCAGCAAACUUUGAAACCAUUUGCAUGUUCUUUGUCACCUUGCUCUGCUACUCCCUUCAUUUUUAUGCCAAGGGUUGCAGCAGUUUAGAUGUUAUUUAAUAGUCUAGAAUUUGAGUAUAUAUAUAUAUAUAUAUUAUCUUUAGGAUGAGAGUCCUAGAUUUUUUGGAAUGUUAAUAUUAUUAUUAUUAAAUCUCAAUAUAUUAGUCUGAGAGAAGGAAUAAAGGAAGAGAAAAGAAAUUUUAUCAGCAUGUUUUUUAUUUUGUUUUAUUUGUUUAUGAUGUUAGUUUUUUCUUUGUGUAUGUUUGUUUGCACACAAGAAAACAUAUGUCC